Messenger RNA from Peronospora belbahrii, 1227 nucleotides. Lineage: Eukaryota; Oomycota; Peronosporomycetes; Peronosporales; Peronosporaceae. The record is from the annotation of a GenBank genome assembly.
AUGACCAAGUCAAUGAACCCAAUGGAGGCGUAUCGCCGCGAACAGAAGAAAAAAGAGCUAAAAAAGCAUCGAAUAGAGCGAAAGAAAGACAAAGAAACCAAGCUUGGCUCGAUGAAUCUGGCGGAAAUCAAAGAGCAGCUUAAAAAUCUCAAGCGCCAAGUAGCAGCCAAUCCAACGGACGGACCUUCGCGCAAGCGUAAACAAGAGCUAGAAGACACGCUGCGAGCAGCGGUUAAAAGGCAGAAAAAGAUAAUGGAGGUAAAACAGCAGAAGCUGACGGACGUCCUGCCCCCGCGACCAAUGAGUAUGACGGAGUUGACGGAGGGGAACAAGGACAAAUAUCAAAACCCAGAGAACUCUAUCUACUACCACCCGACAUUAAAUCCGUUUGGAGCGCCACCUCCAGGAAUGCCGCAGAGGUACCGCAAUACUCCGCCCAAACCGGUGGGUCUAGAUACAGGUGUAGCUCGCGGACAUCCGAGACAGGGACGUUCACAACAGCACAGAUUUCAAGACCAAACGCGACUUUCGAGAGCCGAUGGACGAUCUUCACCUGCAUCGAUGCAACCGCGUAUAAUGGCGAACCGGCCUGGGAAGCGGCCACCAUUGCCUCAAGGACCUUCGCCGCCGGGAACGAUUCAGGUGGCUUCUAGGCCACCACUACCGAUUGGAGCAAUUCUAGCACGACCGCCUCCUCCACCACCUGUAGAUGAUCAAAUUGCUGGUUCAAUAAUGUCUUCACCUCUGCGACAGCCGUGUGGGAUGUUUCCACCGCCUCCUUCUCAUCCAGAAAUGACCAUAGCUGUACAUGAACGGGAAACAAAGUGUAAUCAAGCUGAGGUCCAUAUGAACAAAGAUGGCGUUGUUGCUUUUUGUCCAACAACGGACCGGCUUGACGUUUACGACUCCCGCAUGGAAGGAGAGCAAGAAACGGAUGAAAAUCGUGCUAAGCAUGAUAAAAGUCGAUCGCAACUCCGCUCGCUUGUUCCUGUUGCUCUUCGUAAACAGCGUCAAGCAUUUGCCACUCCGAGCUCCAACGUUACCAGCCGUAGCAAGGCCACGGGUGUCCCCGCACCACAUCAUCCUCCAGCUCAUGUGGCUGGGCUUACAAUGUCGUCAGCUGGUGUCAUUUUGUUUUCACCCCCGUAUCCUACUACAACCGCAAUUAAAGCUUCGGUGUCGAAAGAGUUUGACACGUUUAUUGAGGAAACAAAGGAGCUGAUGUAA